Messenger RNA from Caenorhabditis auriculariae, 3923 nucleotides. The record is from the annotation of a GenBank genome assembly. NCBI's taxonomy places the organism in Eukaryota, Metazoa, Nematoda, Chromadorea, Rhabditida, Rhabditidae.
AUGGCGGCGCGAGUGCGAUUCUCGCAAGAGCGACCCGGGGUCACUUACGUUCAGUCGACGUCGGUCGGCGGGACGACACCGUCGCUGUCGACGAAACCCGUCAGCCAACUGCUCGCCGACCUUCUGGCAAAGCCGAUGCCGACGCUCGUUUCGGAGCGCGAGUACCAGGUGAUGGACGCCUGCACAGCGGCCAGCAUUGGCGAGGAGAACGUCUUGAGGGUGAGUCGACUGUUCCAGCUUUGCAUUAAAAUCUCACAAGAAAAAAAAAAUUUGCCCUCUUUUUUUGAUGGUUUUGUGAUUAAUUUUGGUGACAACCGUAGAAUUAGGGUUCGAUUUUUUAGUGACCACUCCAGUAAUCAAAUUAGCGGCCACUCAAGUGUCUGAUUUCAAAAGUCUGAGUGGUGCUUUUAGACCAUCAAAAAUUCAAAGGCUUCAAUAGAGGUUGUUUCAAAGGCCACCUCACUGUCCCCUUCAAGUAGUACUUGAAAAACCUCUUAAGGGAUUGCUAAGUUUUUUUUUUUACGAAUUUGGAAAAAUUUUUAGUGACCACUGUAGAGGCUCGCCAAGGGCUACUUGGAGAGGACACUAUUUUCCGUUUUAGUGGCCACUUCAGUGGUUUUUCAUCCAGUAUUCCUCCCAGCAACUCUAAUAAAUUUAAAACAAACAGAUUGGACCAGCUAUGUUGAUCCAUUGACCCCUAAAAUGGCCACUAAAAUUUUCAGUGAUCUAGUACGUUCUUUAGUGUCGUGCCGUAAAUCUCACGUCCGUAAAUCUUCAGAGAUCAUGGCUCCAAAGAUUAUAGACUUGAACUUGUUCAGGAACUGAUCAAGAUCAAACCGUACUCAUUGAGUGCGAAAAAUCGAGCUGGUUGGACUCCUCUGCUCUACGGAGCCUAUCUCGGUCAUCAAGGCAUUUGCGCUUUUCUCAUUUCCAUCGGCGUCAUGGUUCGUUUAGAUUCUGAAAUUCAUCGUGGUGAUUCGGAAGAAACAGAAAAAAUCCUACAUUAAGAGCCGAUUUGAUAAAGAAACCGCAAAAAAUUAUCAGCGAGCGACUUGAAAAAUUAAAAAUUGUAGUAUAAAUAACUACUUUUUCUCAAAAAAAUUGACAGACAAAUGGACUCAAUCAACUCCGUAAUAGGAAUUUAUGAGCAAAAAAAUUAUUUCCGUAUCUAUUCCAACUUGUCUCUUCAUACCGACCUUUUCUUCCAGAUCGACGAUUGCAAUUCCCGAGGUCAAACGGCUCUGAUGAUGGCCGCUGCCUGUGGCAAUACCAAUGUGAUUUUGAAAAAUUAUUUUUCUGAAAAUCGACGGAUUCAGGUGGUGCGGCUUCUUCUCGAAAAAGGAGCAAGUACUGACCGCUGCGAUAAGGACGAACGCCAGGCGCUUCACUACGCCGCCAGUUGCAGUCAGAACGUCGUAAGUUUCAAAAAAUUGAGUGAUUAAAAUAGAACGAAAUGAAAAUGGUUCGUUGAUUAUACUGGUCAUGAAAAAGCUUCAAGAGUUAUUUCCUUUGACUAAAAACUUUCCUUACAACUUUGGAGGGCCCUUCAAAGCCACCGUAAUACUCGGGCAAAGUCGGAAAGGUGGAUAAUGACCUCUAAAAGAGAGGCUAAAAGAAGGCCGCAGAAAAAGAGCAAAAAGAUCCCUUUAUCGAGCCUUUCUCCCCUUUUUGACUUUGCCUAUGCAGAUUAACUGCCCGAAAGGGAUAAAAGUGGUCGUAGCCUGAAUAUGCUUGAUUACCAGGUCGUUGACGUGCUUCUCGGGGCUGGUGCUGAUCCGAACGCGGCCGAUGUCAACGGCAUGUCCCCGCUUCAAGAGGCAGCCAUCAGUGGUCAUGAGCUGACGGUGAUCAGCAUUCUCGAGAAGGUAGUUGCUGGAUUUUCGCACUUCUCUGAAAACAGCUUUUCACAUGGGUUUCGAGUCCAACCAGACAAGAAACAUCGAAUUUCAGGGUGGCUCUGCCCAUCAGAAGAACAAACGAGGGGAGGACGCAAUGGCGCUGGCGAGCGACAAUCCAAAAGUCCUUCAACUGAUCGCAGAUCAUGAGAAGACCGCUAGUGCCGCUGAAGCAGUUGGUAGGUCAAGAUCAAGAUCAAGUACCUCUUGAAGUUCAGUUUAAACAGCUGUUCCACUAGCUCGAACUUUGUUUCUGUGCUCAAGCGUUUCAAUUCAAAACUGUACAAGGAUUUCAGCUUUUUUUGACCGUGGUUCUAAGAAAAAAAAUCACCCUAAAAAUCUUCCAUUUUUUUGCACUUAAAAAAAAAGAAUCAUUCAAAGGCCUUCCUCUUUGGUCCUUGUAAUCCCGAAAAACCGUUUUUAAAAUUUUCCAAUAUGGUAUGCAUUCGUAGCUAAUACCUUUUAGAGAGGUAACUUUAACGGGAAAUAACUUUUGUGAGCAGAGUGACCAAAAAACCAACAUCGCAAACACAAAAAACACCGUAUCUCAAAAAUUUCUACAGUAACAUGAGAUGGUAUGUACAGGAAAAACUUCUAGGAUUACAUUACCUAUCGAUUGAUAUACAACAUGCCUAGAAAAAACUUGUCAAUUCUUUGAUACGCACGUGGCAAUUCGUUUACCGUAACUCGGCUACGGUUAGAGGAAAUGGUUCAAAAAGAUGUGUCCACAAUCCUGGCAUUAUGGGAUAUAAUGCUUGUUGAAAUUACAUCAGAAAUAAAAGGAAAUUUCUGUACCUACUGUUUUUGAGAAAAUUAUUAACAUUACAAAGACAGCGUUAACAUCCAAUUAGGUGCCUUGAAUUUAUUGCCAUAACCUUUUAUUUUCUUGUUCCAACGGCGAUUCAGAACAACCACGCGGACCGUACCGAGCGCCGCAAUGCCUCGCCGACCUUCUCGAAGAAAUGAACCUCGAGCGGUUCGUCGACAAGUUCCGCCAGCAGAACGUCGACCUGCACCUCUUCUUCGACCUCAACGAGAAAGACUUCGAAGAGAUGCGCAUACCGUACGGGCCCAAGAAGCGGAUGUUGAAGGUGAUCGAGCGGUAUCGCGCCACCGGAGUCAUCAACGCCGACACCUUCGACAGCAUUCCGCCGAUCGCCUCUUCAAGCGUCGCUCCGUCACAGGUUUAUUGUUGAAAAAUGCAUCUGAAUUGAAUGGAAACCAGUGCCUAGAUGAACAUCGACUUAAUAUGGGUUCAAAACUUCCAGUCCGAAUUUUCGGAGUGUGCUCCACAUAAAAAUAUUAAAACCUCAAGAAAUAGUUAUUUUAGUAAAAUGAAAACUCGGGCCUUGAUAAUGCGAAUCGGAAGUGUCGGGACAAUUCUAGUAACCAAUUUAGCGGAUUCGGUAUUCUUGAGUAAUCCCUAGAGUUGCUCAGAAAUGUCCGGUCUUCUUUACCAAGGUCAUAGAACGAAUCUCAAACGAACAUUUUUUCUUUAAACCUUUUUACGAGACAGAAAAUGAGUUCACUUAUAUGUGAUAUACAUUAUUUUUUUUUCGGAGAGCAUUCAAACUGAAAAGAUUCAGCAAAAAAAUAACAUGAAAACUUUCAAAGUUUUCAAUUUGGCGGGUUUUCUCACUGAUGUACGCCUACUCAAACGUACUGGAAAAGCUGAAACUCCUAAUUUUUUUUUCCGUAGAAACAUUUCUUUUUCUAGACUAAAACUUUCUUCUUCCCAAAAAUAUGAAAAAUUGUAGCUACAACAAUCAACGCGAGCACUGGAGCGCGACGAGUCUUCGUCUUCGUCGGAAUUGCUACGUUCGCUGCGAUUCAUUCGCGACACCAACGAGGCGACGAAGAAGCUCGCGAUUGAGGCUCUUCAGUCGCUGCACGUCGACCACAACGACAAGUUUGUCGCCGCAGGAAACACCGUAUUCAGUUUUCGUUUUCAGGCUCCGCCCACUUCUCACCGGCAUCAUGCAUGGAGUCGAGCAAAUAGCUGCGAGAGCUGCUCGGCACGAGCUCUGA